AGCGCUUGAUCUUGAUCAAUCUAUAUCCUCCUCCUGCCACUGGCGAUAUCCUUCGCCUACGAUUCCCUUGAGAAACGGUCUGGUUACCAGCUGUCAACGUUUCGGUGUACGAAGGAACGAUUUCUUCGAAACGACCCAUAUCUACCAAUUGUUGUACUUCUUGGAUAGAAUUGCAGGCUUGAACUCAUGGCGCAAGUAAACACGUUACGCCUUGACAAACUACCUCCCGAGUUGCUCCAUCACCUCAUGCAAGUCAGCUACACCAGUGAAGCUCGGCGGCUUGGAUCUUGCUCUCGACUGUUCCGCGAAAUCUCCCUUUGUUAUAUUCAUGAUACACACCAUGUGGGCAUUUUCAAUGUUGACCGCUGGGACACGUAUCCUGGUCUGCUUCUAGAGUCACCUGCGCUCUGGGACUAUGUAAUGAACUUUCUUAUGGAUUCCUGUUACGUGUGUGAUGACUACCUUGAUUACCUUUCGUCCCGUCCGGAUAUCCUCAGGCGAAUCCGAACGCUUCUUAUCUCCGACGAAUGGUCAGAAAAUGUGGCGAUAUUCAGAGGAACUCACUACUUCAGGAAUCGUUAUCCUUUCGCGGAUGAACUGAUGCUAACUGUCGUCGCCGAUUCCAUUAACCUCACGCACAUUUCUAUUCGUUUCUGGCACCUUACGGAGGACUUCCUCACUAUUGUGUCACAGCUGAAGAAUCUCACUUCCAUCGAGUGUCGUAUGUGCACAAUCUUUCCCAACUCGCUGGGCUCCGUUCCUUCGUUGUCCGUGUCUCACCUGGCCGUUGGAUUGUCGGGAGAGUCGAUGCAGAGAGAUAUCUGAAUAUCCUUCCUUCGUGUCCAAAGAUACGCAGCCUCACGAUCUACGGCAACAAACCAGGGAUAUACGAUGAUACACACGGCGUGCUCCCACCAUCAGAGGUCCUUACUCUUGCUGAUCCUCUUUCAAAACUGGAGAAGUUCAUUGCGUGUGUUAUUCAUCAGCAAGAUGUUAUCCAACUCAUAACGUGGCUGAGCGUAGCCAAACAUGGGAGCCCUACCAGGUCUCUGUCGUUCACGCACUUCAAGCUGGGUUUAGAUCCUGGGCCUACAGGUAUUGGCAUGACAAAAACCUGGUUGCUUGACCUCGUAGAAGCACUCCGAGGAUCUCCCAUGCGGCAUCUUGCCCUGGACUGGGUCGACUAUGCAGAACCCGAUCUCUUCGGCAUCAUUGCUGCUGCAUUCCCCAACCUCGAGUCCUUGACAUUGUAUUACAUAUCGCCAGGACUGGAGAGGGACAAAUUUAAUGCCGCUUAUCGACGUGGAGUUGGGUGGCCGCAUUCAACUGAGGAGUACGCACUUCAACUACGGAACUUCAAAUGCUUGAAGCAUCUCGCGUGGAACCUGGUUGAAGCCAACAAAACCUAUCACCACUGGACGCAUUACAACAAGCCCGGUUCCAAUAAAAUCGCUGCUCUUCAGGUAUUCCUGGAGCAAUGUCCUUCAUUGGAAGUGGUUGCGGUUUUCAAUAACACUACAGUGUGGCGUGCAUAUCGUAAGUGGUGCGUAGACGGACAUCCAUGUUUUCAAAGGGAUGAUCCGGAGGCAACGUAUAUAGCUAAGCUGUAUAAUCCAUGUCCUCCCUAUUCAUUCUGGCCUGAC
Messenger RNA from Somion occarium, 1643 nucleotides. The record is from the annotation of a GenBank genome assembly. Lineage: Eukaryota; Fungi; Basidiomycota; Agaricomycetes; Polyporales; Cerrenaceae.